CCUAGCUCCUUCUCUAUGUACCCUACUAUGAAGACUCUCCAAUCUUGAAAGAAAGGUCAACCUUCCACCAUCAACAACCAACAUUUCCUAAUCUGCCCUCCACAUUUCCUUCUUCUUCUUCUUUAAAUAUCAAAUUUUCUCUCUCCUCUAAUUUGCAUUAUUACAUCAAACUGAACUGAAAGAAGAAAGAGAGAGAAAAAAAAUGGAGCAAAAUGUUAGAGGAGUACCCACACAUGGUGGAAAGUACGUACAGUACAGUUUGUACGGAAACAUUUUCGAAGUUUCUAGUAAGUAUGUCCCUCCUCUUCGCCCUGUUGGUCGCGGCGCUUAUGGUAUUGUUUGUGCUGCUGUCAAUUCUGAGACACGAGAAGAAGUUGCAAUUAAGAAGGUCAGCAAUGCAUUUCAUAACAGAAUAGAUGCCAAAAGAAUACUGCGUGAAAUCAAACUUCUUCGCCACAUGAACCAUGACAAUGUUAUCGUCCUCCGGGAUAUUAUACGGCCUCCACAGAAAGAGAAAUUCAAUGAUGUAUAUAUGGUUCACGAACUGAUGGAUACAGAUCUACACCAAAUAAUAAGUUCCAGCAACCAGUUGACUGAUGAUCAUUGUCGGUAUUUCCUAUAUCAAAUAUUACGAGGCCUGAAGUAUAUUCACUCUGCCAAUGUGCUGCAUCGUGACCUGAAACCUAGCAAUUUACUACUGAAUGCAAAUUGUGAUCUCAAGAUUGGAGACUUUGGACUUGCUAGAACGACUUCUGAAACCGAUUUCAUGACUGAGUAUGUUGUCACUCGGUGGUAUCGAGCUCCAGAAUUGCUUCUGAAUUGUUCAGAGUACACUGCUGCAAUCGAUAUAUGGUCUGUUGGAUGCAUACUUGGGGAGAUUAUAACCAGAAAACCCCUUUUUCCCGGCAAGGAUUAUGUUCAUCAGCUGAAACUAAUUACUGAGCUCAUAGGUUCACCUGAUGACUCCAGUAUAAGCUUCCUACAAAGUGACAAUGCUCGAAGAUAUGUUAGGCAGCUUCCACAAUUUCCAAGACAACAGUUCUCUGCUAAAUUUCCGAAUGCUUCUCCUCUGGCUAUUGAUUUGCUUGACAAAAUGCUGGUAUUUGAUCCCAGCAAGCGUAUUACAGUUACUGAGGCACUCUGCCACCCGUACUUGGCCCCUCUACAUGACAUAAAUGAAGAACCCAUUUGUCCACAGCCAUUCAGUUUCGAUUUUGAGCAGCCAUCUUUCACAGAGGAGAACAUCAAGGAGCUCAUUUGGAGGGAGUCCGUGCUAUUCAACCCAGACUCGCGAUUUGGUUAACUUGACAUGGUGAAUCGAUAAUGGUUAAAACUGCCCUCUUUAUUGGCAGAAUGUGAAAUGCUGAUAGUUUUCUGGUGAACUUUGAAAAUCUUUAUUCUAAUUGCAACUGAAAUCGCGUUGAAGUAAAAAUGCAUAUAGAACGCAGGUUUCUUGUAUAUGAUUGAAUUAUAUUAAUGUACCUUCCCUAUUAGAGUGUUGUAUUAUGUAGUAAUAUCUUGGAAAUAUGACUUUUAUUCUUCCCUACUGAAUAACAAACUGCCUUUUGUAUGCU
This is a messenger RNA of Beta vulgaris subsp. vulgaris (sugar beet), 1574 nucleotides long. Its product is annotated as mitogen-activated protein kinase homolog MMK2. The transcript is spliced from 6 exons. The record is from RefSeq and is a predicted model, not a curated record. Gene Ontology annotation, molecular function: MAP kinase activity; ATP binding. NCBI's taxonomy places the organism in Eukaryota, Viridiplantae, Streptophyta, Magnoliopsida, Caryophyllales, Amaranthaceae. Gene Ontology annotation, cellular component: nucleus; cytoplasm. The coding region runs from base 203 to 1303 and encodes 366 amino acids. Gene Ontology annotation, biological process: intracellular signal transduction; protein phosphorylation.